CACAGAUGUCACACAAGCGAUGAUUAUUUGAAAUAUUUUGUUUUAACAAUCAUUAGUUGAUUACUAUAUAGUCAAUUUAUAGAAAAGCUUCCUGAUUUUUACCCGUAACAAAAUAAAACGAAAAUUAAAGUCGAACACUUUGACUAGAAAUAUCAAGCUAUAAACACGGAAGUACAGCAUUUCAGAAACAGGAAGUGAGCACAGUUUCAAGUUAAUCAUCGUAGGAGGGGGCCCGCUACUGAGAUAUUGCUAAUUUUACGCAGAGAAAAUAAAGAUGUGGAAAGGAGCAGCUGGUCAUGACAUAAAGGUAGAAACAGUAGCUGAUGAUGAUGAUUGGGAAACAGAUCCUGAUUUUGUGAACGAUGUAACUGAACAGGAGCAGAGAUGGGGAGCCAAGACAGUAGAAGGGUCGGGAAGACAAGGAUCCAUUAAUAUUGGUAAUUUACGUGAUCAAGUCAAAACCGAUGAUGCCCAGAAAAAGCAUGCAGAGUAUGAAGCAGGGCCGAAGGCAUCACAUGGAUAUGGUGGAAACUAUGGUGUUGAAGCCGACAGAAUGGAUAAAGUAAGUGAAAUAUAA
This is a messenger RNA of Saccoglossus kowalevskii, 577 nucleotides long. Its product is annotated as src substrate cortactin-like. Gene Ontology annotation, cellular component: cortical actin cytoskeleton; plasma membrane; site of polarized growth. Gene Ontology annotation, molecular function: actin filament binding. Gene Ontology annotation, biological process: cell migration; regulation of actin filament polymerization. NCBI's taxonomy places the organism in Eukaryota, Metazoa, Hemichordata, Enteropneusta, Harrimaniidae. The record is from RefSeq and is a predicted model, not a curated record.